This is a messenger RNA of Phytophthora sojae, 816 nucleotides long. RefSeq lists its product as hypothetical. Bases 1 to 681 code for a protein of 226 amino acids. Gene Ontology annotation, molecular function: peptidyl-prolyl cis-trans isomerase activity. Lineage: Eukaryota; Oomycota; Peronosporomycetes; Peronosporales; Peronosporaceae. Gene Ontology annotation, biological process: protein peptidyl-prolyl isomerization. The transcript has a single exon. The record is from RefSeq and is a predicted model, not a curated record.
AUGUCUGCGUUCGGUCGAUCGAAACUGGUGCGCGGCGCUGGCGACGCCAUGGCUCGCGGCGGCGCCCGCGGCUGGGGCUGGUACCACCGCUCUCUGGCCAAAAUGAACGCGCCUGAGGCGGCGCCUGUGGCCUACGACGCCGUGGUGCCCACACCCGCGCAGCCGCGGCCGCGCGCCUUCCUGGACGUGAGCAUCGGCGGCGCUAAGGCCGAGCGCAUCGUCGUGGAGCUGGCCAAGGACAUCGUGCCGCAGACGGCCACCAACUUCCUCAAGAUGUGCACGGACGGUUUCAAGUCCAAGUCGCUGGGCUCCGGCUCGUACAAGAACUCCAAGUUCCACAACGUCACCAAGGGCGUGUACCUCGUGGGCGGCGACGUGCUCCAGGGCGACGGCACGGGCGGCCACGCCGCGCUGGAGGAGAACCAGCGCUACUUCGACGACGAGAACUACGCGCUGCAGUUCUCGGAGGAGGGCGUGCUGGGCAUGGCCAACGCCGGCAUCAACAAGAACGCGUCGCAGUUCUUCAUCUCGCUCCAGCCGCUGCCGCACCUCAACGGCCGCAAUGUCGCGUUCGGCAAGGUCGUGGAGGGCAAGAAUGUGUUAAAGAAUAUGGAGGGCGUUUACUGUGUGCAGCACAAGCCGCUGACGGACAUUAAGAUCGUCGACUGCGGCGUGUUGUAAGCGGGUGGAGCAGAGCGUGCUCCCUUGCGUACAGCUAACCGAGUAACAGGCAGGAACAGGGAAGGAUAGCGCCGGCGGGAGGGCGUCGGUCGGACUAAUAGAAGAAACACGAUGCGUGGCGGCGCUUGAACUCUC